CUGUAUGUACUUCAAUUGGGCUACAUUUCAGAGGGAACUCCAUCACCUUCAGUCACUAUUACACAGACAAUAAUUGUACAUAGAGAAAGAUCUCACUUAUUGCGUGAUAGAUGAAAAUAACCAAUAAUAAAAUAUAGGAGGAACCCUCACGACCCUAGUGAGGAUAAGUGGUAGUAGAAGAUGAGAUGAGAUAGACUGAGUAAAUGAAACCAUAGUGAUGAUUCACCACACAUCAGUGCAUCCGUAACAGUCUAACAUGGUGUUAUAAUGCUACUACUGCUACUACUACUACUACUAAGAGGAAGAAGAGAAGAACAAACUCACAGGAGUGAUUUUUUGUUAAAAGUGUACUUGCUAUAUUUCAUUGCCCUUUGCCUAACCAACUGUGUUAUGCAUUAUAACAGUCAGUUGGAGGGAUACAAAUGAAAAAUAUAAUCUAAUAGCUUACAUGUUCGGUAUCAGUACUGAAUGUUCUGGAGGGUUCAGGUGCUGCUUGACAGAAAGAAAUAAUUUGUAUAGGCGUAUGAGUCAAUAAAGAUAUUUACAAUGUAUAAUAUGAUAAUAUAGUAUAAUAUUUGCCACGUGAGACUUUGUUUUAAUGUUUUUAUUUUCCCGUGACUUCGAAGGAGAACUUUCAGCUCCUGUGACCAGUAAGUUCUUUCCACCCUUUGGGUUUACGCACACCCACGGAACGCUUGCAUCUGUUACAUGCUUCACACCUUCCUUCCUUCUUUCCUUCUUUCCUGCCUCCCUUCUUUCACACCUUCUUUCCUUUCUUCCUUCCCGUGUGGGACGCUCAGGGAAUUAGCCGCCCUGGGCGCGCGCAAUAAGCCAGGGGUUUCGGGAACGCGCGCGGAUUGUCCACCAUCUCAGCCCCUCAGGGUGUGCAAAUCGCGCGUCUUAUCAUUCAUCUCCAUAGCGAAGAACUGAUCCUCCGAGAGCACCGAGGCAUGAAACGGAAAAGAACGUGUGCCCUUCACCACAGCAAUGAGUGAGUCUUCGUCCUUUCACUCUGUGAAGCUUGUUUCGUUGGCCCAAUCACUGUCCGGGCUUGGACUCGAUGCCGCCAAUGGAGCGCCCGUCACUCCCCCCGACAAUGACGAGCCUCCACCUCCGGAGUCUGGCAUCGAUCUAGGCCCUGGCCUUUAUUUUGCUGAUGGCAAGAAAAAAGUGGACUACGUACUCUGCUACAAAAAAAGGCAGCCAUCUAAGCCACGCCUUUCCAUAGUAUCCAACGGGGGUUUGCCAAUAUCGAUACCAUGCCGAUUGGACACAGAUACAGAGUUUGGAGAGGUAGGUCCACCUGUGGUAGAACCGGAGGAGUCGAAACUGUCUGAGGAGGAAAAGGCUUUAAUGAGGGAGGAGUUUGAAGCGGGACUACUGGAGGCUGGACUACAGAUUGAGCGUGACAAAGAGAGGUCAACUGGCAUAGGGUUUAUUCGACUGCACAUCCCAUGGCCAAUACUCAGCCGAGAAGCAGAGCUGCAGAAGAUCAAAGUUGCAGUAAAAAAGAAAUGCGAACUGAGGAAACGGACUGGCGUGGCCGGGAUGUUUGACUCCAUUGUCGCCAAAGUCAACACACCGUUUAAACCAGACGUCCCUGACUUUGACAUCCACAAAGACUCGCAGACACACGUCCAUUUCAAAACCCUCAAGCACCCUUUUAUCAGAGAUAAGCUCCACUUAUAUGACAUCAAGUCAACAGAGACCUUAUUUGACAAUGCGACACGAAGCAGAAUAGUUGCUGAGAUUAUUUCACGUGUCACCUGCAGUCACACUUGCCAAACAACUGGCAUCAACUCAUUACUGGCUCGGGGUGUCUAUGAAUCUGCCUUCCCUCUGCAUGAUGGGUCGUUCACAAGGAGAGGAAGGAAAGAUCAACGAAAUGACAGACAGGUCCUUCAUGAAGAAUGGGCCAACUAUGGAGUCAUGCAUAAAUACCAGCCUGUGGACCUGAUCAGGAAAUACUUUGGAGAGCAGAUCGGGUUGUACUUUGCCUGGCUGGGUGUUUAUACUCAGCUCCUCAUCCCUCCCUCUGUUCUGGGCAUCAUCGUCUUCCUGUACGGCAUAUUUACUGUGGAUACCAAUGUGCCAAGUCGGGAGACAUGUGAUAACAACCUGAACAUCACCAUGUGUCCGCUGUGUGAUGGCGUGUGUGACUAUUGGCACCUGAGCACGGUGUGCUCACUGGCCCGAGCUUCGUACCUGUUUGACAAUGGAGCCACCGUCUUCUUUGCUAUUUUCAUGUCUCUGUGGGCUGCUUGUUUUCUGGAGCACUGGAAAAGACGACAGAUGUGUCUGAAACAUUCCUGGGACCUGACAAGUUUGGAGGAUGAGGAGGAACGAGUUCAGGAGGAUCUGAGGCCUGAAUAUGAAGAGGCUCUACAAGAGAAAAAAGAUAAGAUAAAAGCACAGUCUAAAAAGAAGCGGACUCAGGCUGGAGAUGGUGCAGAUGGAGAAACAGACCAGAUGCUGUCCUCCCAGCAAGAGCCUGAGUCACUGGACAUUGAGGAUCACCUGUCAGGUUAUCUCAUCAACAUAUCCACCCUUCUACUACUGAUCUUCGUGACCUUCUCAGCAGUGUUCGGGGUGGCAAUGUACCGUAUCUGCAUGUUAAGUGUUUGGUCCAUGAACCCGGAUCCUGAAGCCAAGGCCAGCGUGAGGAUGACAGUCACCACCACAGGCAUCAUCCUCAACAUGUUGGUGGUUCUGGUGUUGGAAGAGGUGUAUGGAGCAAUCGCUGUGUGGCUGACUGAGCUUGAACUUCCUAAGACAAAAGAAGAAUUUGAAGAGAGGCUAAUCUUCAAGUCUUUCUUUCUGAAAUCCAUGAACGCCUUUGCACCUAUUUUCUAUGUGGCCUUCUUCAAGGGCAGGUUUGCUGGGCGGCCUGGCGAUUAUGUCUACAUCUUUGGAGACUAUCGCAUGGAGGAGUGUGCUCCCCCAGGCUGCCUCAUCGAGCUGUGCAUCCAGCUCAGCAUGAUCAUGCUCGGAAAACAGCUCAUCCAAAACAACGUGUUUGAAGUUCUCAUUCCUAAGCUGAAAAAGAUGUACCGAACAAUACAGGAAGAAAAAGGAAAGAAAAGAGCAGCCGAAGAUGAAGCGAACUCAGCAGAAGAGAAGAGACCAAAGCAGCAGUUUGACAAAGAUUUCACCCUUGAACCCUUUGAAGGCGUCAGUCCAGAGUACAUGGAAAUGAUUAUCCAGUAUGGGUUUGUUUCUCUGUUCGUGGCCUCCUUUCCACUGGCACCAGCGUUUGCUCUGCUCAACAAUGUCAUUGAGAUCCGCCUCGACGCUGCUAAAUUUGUCACUGAAAUCCGGCGACCUGAUGCCGUGAGAUGUAAAGACAUAGGGAUUUGGUACAACAUUCUCUGUGGAAUCAGCAAGUUCUCUGUCAUUACCAAUGCGUUCGUCAUCUCCUUCACAUCAGAAUUCAUUCCACGAAUGGUUUACCAGUACAUGUACAGUGUAAAUGGCACCAUGAGUGGCUACACAGAGCACUCACUGUCCUACUUUAAUGUCAGCAACUUUGCUGCUGGCACAGCGCCCACCACCACCCUCUUCACCGGAGUCUCAAUGUGCAGAUAUAAGGACUACAGAGAUCCACCGUGGGCCCCAGAUCCUUACACCUUCUCCAAACAGUAUUGGUCCGUCCUGGCUGCAAAACUGGCCUUUGUAAUAUUCUUCCAGAAUCUUGCCAUGUUCCUCAGCAUGUUGGUGGCCUGGAUGAUUCCCGAUGUACCACGGUCCCUGCGGGAGCAGCUGAAGAAAGAAAACAUGAUGUUGAUGGAGUUUCUGCUGAAUCAAGAUCAAGAAGCACGUGCCAAAGGUCGCUCCUCAAAACUCUCAAACCCCUGCUUCCCCUCCACCAUAAGCAUCGUAGUGGAGGCACCAGAAGAAGAACCCGAAGAGGUCCUAAUGGCGAAGGAGCAGGAAGAAGGUGAAGUGGGAGUUGAGAUGAAUUUUGAUGAGCGCAGAAGGGCUGAGGACAGCUGUCCAGAUGUCGGGAAGUCAUUUGAAGAAGUUGCAGAAAUUGGAUACGAACGGUGGGGAGAUGAAGAUAAAGAUGAGGGUGGAGAGGUAGGGGGGAACGAAAACAAAGAAGAUGGAGAUGUAAAGGAAGAUAAUGGAAAGGAGACUAAUCAGCAAGAGGGAGGAGAAGGAGAAGAGCAGGAUGGACAGAAAAAGGAAGAAGAAGAUGAGCAUGAAACAAAGGCAGCUGAGAAGGAGAAUUUUAAUACAGAUCUGGACUACUUCAUGACCGAACUGGGCCUGUUAGAUGAAGGACCCUCGUCAAGCACAGAUAGAGAUACUGAGCUUCCACGCUCAAGCUCUAAAGAAAGCCAGAAAGACAAGGAACCUGUGUCACGUCCGUCCUCUAACAGAGGUUCAUCCCUGAGUCUGAAGGCUUCCAGUUCCAGGCCAGACAUUGCGAGAUCAGAUACUAAAACCGGGCUAUUCUCGCUAAUUGCUCCCCCUCCCAGAGAGCCAGGCUCGAGGGCCAAGUCCCGGUGCUCCACCCUGCCUUCCCGCCACACUGGGGCUUGUUACAGCCUGCCACGGCCCAGCCACUCCACCAGCCUCACAAGGUUCCAGCAGCAGGCCACGCUCACUCCUCUGGUUCCUCUGGGCUCUUCAUCCAACCCAUUAUCUCCUCCGCACACCUCACCCUCACCAUCAUCUCCGCAGCCCCCAUUGGCCCAACAGCCCACAGCCCCAAGAGAACAGUUUAUGCUCAAAGGCCCUCCACCUCAAAAGCCAAGCUCCAGGGGCAAAGCUCGGUCCUCCACCCUGCCUCCACGACAAAGAGUACCUGGUUCUGAGGAGCACUCUACAAAGCCUAGCCAUUCAACCAGCUUUACAAAGCUUGGUGACCGCAUCCCCCCUUCGCCCAGUGAACUAAAACGCAACACACCAGUAUGAUGAGAGCUACGAGACAAGGUGACGAGACAGAGGGUGGCAGAGGGAAGGUGGAGAACUAUAAAGAUUAGUCUCUCCUGUCUGUGCCUGGAGCCACGACUCUCCUUCUGUCAUUCCCAUCUGCAUAUAUUACUGGGGUCUGACGAGAGACCAUCCAGAAUAACUGAACCUCCUUUUUAUCUUCUUAAUCUUCACAGAUAUAUUAAUACCGCUCAGUGGUUUAGGGCUGAUCCCAACAAGGGGAGUGCUGGACAGUUCAGACAAAGACUGCUCUGAAACUCCUCUUGCCAUGACCAAUGAAAGCACCAUUGGGACUCUUUCUAUUUCAUUUUUACUUUUUGGUGGUUGUUUGUUUUUGUUGGUUUGUUUUUGCCCACAGCUCAUUAGACUCUGCCCCUCUGUUACUUUCACUUCCAUACAUGCAGCAGUGCUGCCUUGUAGACCAGUGGAAAAAGAAAAUAUGUACAUCACAGCUAUAGUAUCAACCGUUAUGCUUGUAGAGUUACUGUUUAUUAUUAGACGUUUUGAUAUAUAAAAUGUGUAAAAUUCUAAUAAAAGAACCACAUAUUUUUGAUA
Molecule: messenger RNA, 5493 nt
Organism: Mugil cephalus (flathead mullet)
Lineage: Eukaryota; Metazoa; Chordata; Actinopteri; Mugiliformes; Mugilidae
Gene: ano2a
Product: anoctamin-2
Exons: 28
Coding region: 988-4920 (1310 amino acids)
Biological process (GO): chloride transmembrane transport
Cellular component (GO): plasma membrane
Molecular function (GO): chloride channel activity; protein dimerization activity
Source: RefSeq, a predicted model, not a curated record